Messenger RNA from Thamnophis elegans (Western terrestrial garter snake), 1047 nucleotides. RefSeq names its product CCN family member 2-like. Gene Ontology annotation, biological process: cell adhesion; signal transduction. Gene Ontology annotation, cellular component: extracellular region; extracellular matrix. Gene Ontology annotation, molecular function: heparin binding; integrin binding. Lineage: Eukaryota; Metazoa; Chordata; Lepidosauria; Squamata; Natricidae. The record is from RefSeq and is a predicted model, not a curated record.
AUGUUUGACAACUCCGGAGCAAUCAUUCUUACCAUCUUUUUAUUGGCCCGUGUUCCUGGAUGGGUGGCAUCUCAGGCAUGUUCCUACCCUUGCCAGUGUCCCUCACAAGCUCCCCCCUGCCCUCUUGGCAAUAGCCUUUUGCAAGAUGGCUGUGGUUGCUGCAGGGUAUGUUCCCGACAGCUUGGGGAACAAUGCUCGCUGCAGGGACCUUGUGAUCACCACAAAGGGCUCUACUGUGACUUUUCCCAAGCCCAGAAAGACAGCGGCACCUGUUUAGCUUACGAAGGGUCCUCCUGUGUCGUGAUGGGAAAAACCUAUCUAAAUGGAGAGAGCUUCCAACCCAGUUGUCAGCUGAAAUGUAUCUGCAUGGAUGGGUCCAUUGGCUGCAUUCCCCUUUGCCCUGAUGGGGCACAUCUCCCUCCCCUUGAUUGUCCCUUUCACCAGUGGGUAAAAGCGCAGAGCAAGUGUUGCGAAGGAGAGUGGGUCUGUCAAAAGACCCCUUACAAGAAAGUUCUUUUGCCCAUCUCAGUUUACAGGAACAGAUUUGCUCACAAGCCUGAGUUAAAGCUUAAGUCGACACUGAAUGACCUUCAGGUGAACUGCUUGGUGCAGACCACUGAAUGGAGUGUCUGUUCUAAGACUUGGAGCAAUGACAACCCUCAGUGCCAAUUGGAGAAAGAGAGCAGGCUGUGCUUGGUUCGAUUCUGCAACGUCCCUUUGGACCGCAGCAUCAAGAGAGGGAAGAGGUGCUGGCGAAACCCUAAAUCUCGUGAGGCGAUCAACUUUGAGUUCACCGGCUGUACCAGCAUCCACUCCUAUCGGCCAAAAUUCUGUGGCAGCUGUACGGACAAUCGCUGUUGUAUGCCACGUAUCACCAGCACGGUGGAAGUGGAAUUUCGGUGCCCAGAAGGAGAGUCAUUUGUCCGGAAAAUGAUGUUCAUCCAAUCUUGCUCUUGCCACUAUGACUGCCCUGCAGGUCAUGAUGUCUUUCUGGCCAGUUCCCACUGGUCAAUGGUAGGGGACCACUUCAAACUAAAGAAUCAGUAG